Molecule: messenger RNA, 2476 nt
Organism: Nasonia vitripennis (jewel wasp)
Lineage: Eukaryota; Metazoa; Arthropoda; Insecta; Hymenoptera; Pteromalidae
Gene: Acsf2
Product: medium-chain acyl-CoA ligase ACSF2, mitochondrial
Exons: 8
Coding region: 525-2303 (592 amino acids)
Biological process (GO): fatty acid metabolic process
Molecular function (GO): medium-chain fatty acid-CoA ligase activity
Source: RefSeq, a predicted model, not a curated record
CCGUCAGUGUCGCCAGACUCGUGUGCUCUGAGUUAUCGGCUUUAUCGGUUUUCGAGAUCGGUAGUGCGUUAUUAGAAAUAUUCAAAUAAAAUCGUUAAUUAUCGUAGUGUACUUUUGACAGAUACUGUACCACAGUUGAUAAGCAUCGCAGAUAAGGAUAUUCAAAAGUCAUCUGUUUACGUAUGUGAAUCUAAGCCCAGAUUUUCUAUCUGACGCGUAAAGUUUGAUUAAAAACCUUAUCUGCAACAACUCAAUUCCUACGGCAAAUCUGAACUCGAUAGACGUGUAAAAGAAUUUUUUUUAAAAAGCGUAUUAUGCGUUCGUAUAUACAUAAUAAGCGUCUGACAUAGACGAUAAACAUCGAGAAAGAGAUACUACUGCGUUGGUCGGAUGAAUAUUGAGGAAAGAACAUUUAUCAUCGGAGCCUCUCACCAGAACGAACUGUUUGCAAAUAUUCAUCGGAUAUUGUGUAGUCAGUUUUGACUGUGUAGUGAGCGAAGUUACUCGUGUAGUCGAGCGACGAGAUGCUGUCGAGACAUAUAAUCGUACGUUUCGCGGUGCGCCAGAAUGUGGAGAGUGACUCCAGGCACGCGGCUAUCGUUCUCCAAAAGCGUCGGCACUCCGUAUCUACCGCAGCGGCUCUCCCACUGCCGGACAAGCCGAAACUCUCAUACCUGCGCAACCCGGGCAGCAGACCCCUCCUGGAGACGACGAUCGGCAAGCUCCUGGAAACUGCCGCCGGAAGAUGGCCCGAGCGCGAUUGCGUCAUCUCGAUCCACCAAAGCUCCCGACUGACCUACGGGGAACUCCUUCUCCGAGCCGACAAGCUCGCCGCAGGCUUAAAAAAGCUGGGCCUCCGCAAGGGCGACAGGAUCGGUAUCUGGGGACCGAACGAGAUCGAGUGGCUCAUCAGCUAUAUGGGAGCCGCCAGAGCCGGUCUCAUAGUCGCCGGUAUCAACCCCUACUAUCAGCUCGGUGAACUGCACUACUGCCUGAAAAAAAUCGGCGCCAAAGCCGUCCUCGCACCCGAGAGCUACAGGACCCAGAGGUACGCGGAGAUGCUGCUGACCGUCAAGAAGAAUCUGCCGAUGCUGGAUCAUAUCAUCGUUUACGCCGACGAUCACGUGACAGGAACGAGGCGAUUCCGCGACGUCGAGAGUCUAGCGGAUAGAAAGGAGGUAGAGAUGGUAAAGGAGGAACAGGUGGAAAUCUCGCCGUACAAUGGGACCAAUAUUCAAUUCACUUCCGGCACGACGGGGAACCCCAAGGCUGUGCUGCUUUCACAGAGGGGACUGGUCAACAAUUCGAGACAGGCGGUAACGAGGCUCGACACGGACGGCCGAAAAAUCUGCCUCAACGUCCCGUACUUCCACGCGUUCGGUAUGGUGAUGGGAAUCGUGGGUCCGCUUCACGCCGGAUCCACGGUCGUACUGGAAAGUCCGACUUUCAAUCCGAUCAAGUCCAUCGAGGCCAUAAUCGCUGAGAAGUGUAGCGUCUGCUUCGGUACCCCAACCAUGUGGACCAACAUGAUUGACGUGCAAACUCGGACGGGGGCCAAGAUCGAUACGCUGUACACCGGAUCGACCGGAGGGGCACCUGCUUCGCCGGACCUUUACAAGAGGGUGAGGGAGUGUUUGAGGAUGGAGAGGAUAAAGUCCAUAUACGGCCUGACGGAAAACACGGCGAUCGUCAAUCAGGCUCUUCCCGAGGAGGAUAAUCAGCUCACGGAGACGACCAUCGGAUACAUUUCCGAUCACUUGGAGAUCAAAGUCAUAGACGAGAAGGGCGAGAUGGUUCCCUUCGGUACUCCAGGCGAGUUGUGCACCAGGGGCUACAGCAUAAUGUUGGGCUACUGGGACGACGAGGAGAGCACGAGGAAGGCGAUCAUGGAGGACGAAUGGCUGAAGACUGGAGAUCAAUACGUGCUUCGCGAGGAUGGAUACGGGAUCAUCGUUGGAAGACUCAAGGACAUGAUCAUCAGGGGCGGAGAGAACAUCUACCCGAAGGAAAUCGAGCACUUUCUGGAAUCACACCCCUCGAUACUGGAGGUCCACGCUUUCGGCGUCCACGACGACGUCUACGGCGAGGAGAUGUGCGCCUGCGUUCGUCUGCGCUCCGGAGCUAAAAUCAGCGUCGAUGAUGUCGUGAAUUACGCCAAGGGGAAGAUAGCCAAAUUCAAGAUCCCGAGGUACAUCGUCUUCCGCGAGGAGUUUCCGAAGACCACCAGCGGCAAGAUUCAAAAGUACAAAUUGAGACAGGAGAUGGAGGAUCAGGGAAUCGUGCCGAAAGCGCCGCAGAGCUGAUUUUAUUGAUCGUAUUGCUGUGAUGAACGUUCUGCGAUUUAGAGUAUUUUAUUCGUUUUUCCUUAUGAAGAAUUAAUUGACGGUUUACCGUAUUCUUUGAUGCAUUUGCAUGAUGUCGCCAUUGUGUACCAUAAAGUGUAGUAUUUUUAAUAAAUGACAGUUUUUUUAUAGAA